AUGAUCUUGAAGUACCAGGUUAUACCUGAAGAACUUGACAUUUUGGUGUCUGUAAAAACCGAUGAGGAUCUGAAGCAUAUGCUUGAUGAAUAUGAUCGUCAUGAGAUUGAAGGAACUCCAAAGCUCCGGGCCUUCUUGUUCCCUGCAAAUCCUGCUGCAACAGAAAAAUGUACUCCUAUUGAUCCCCAUCCACCAGAACAACGUUAUGUGGAUGCCAUCAAUGGUAUGGUUCGUACAACUGCCAAUUUUAGACUCCCUCCUAUCAAUGCAAAUCGUUCCUCCUUCAGCCAUUCUACUAGCUCCUCUCCGAAAAGUGCUUCUCCAGAAAGCAAUGCUGUUGAUUCUGUGCCCCAUGAUCCCAGCUUCGUGAAUAACUAUCUUGUUAGUAGAAACCCACUGAGUAGAGUCCAUAGCUCUCCGAGUCUCUGCAAUCUGAACGCCACCCACCCCCAAAGCAAUAACCAUCUCUAUCAGCAUCAUCACCAUUACUAUCCACACCACCAGCAACAUCAUCAACAUGGUCACCAACCUUCUAGACCACCUUAUGAUCCUUACCGGCUGUCACUACCUUUGUCAGUUGGACGGCCUGACUUCGGGAGGGCUCCUACCCCCAACCAAUACUACGCUAGUAGACACCAUUUUGGGAGUGGAAACUCCACCAAAUAUGCGUACUAUGAUGAAUACUCUUCCUAUGGGUUUAGGGCAGCUGAUAGAGCAGGUAGUCUUCCCCAGAGCCCCAGGACUAGAAUUGUGGAGUAG
Molecule: messenger RNA, 759 nt
Organism: Dovyalis caffra
Lineage: Eukaryota; Viridiplantae; Streptophyta; Magnoliopsida; Malpighiales; Salicaceae
Source: the annotation of a GenBank genome assembly